Messenger RNA from Rotaria sordida, 1518 nucleotides. NCBI's taxonomy places the organism in Eukaryota, Metazoa, Rotifera, Eurotatoria, Philodinida, Philodinidae. The record is from the annotation of a GenBank genome assembly.
AUGGCAAGUAACCUGCAAAGACAACGACCUAUGUCUAUUUCAACGGUUAAUGUCGAUAUCGAUGAUUUUGAAAGAUUACCUAGAGAAGAAUACAUUAAAAGUGGAACAAUUACAACGACCACGAAUUCAAGCACAACUGCGGUUACAAUAUCAACAACACCGUUCGUAUGUUCAUCUUCACCUGCUACAUAUUAUCAAUAUACGACUGUCACACCACCGCAAUGUUUAAAUUAUACAACCAACACCGAUGCAACACGAAAUAUUGGCUAUACAGCAUCGAUUAACUAUUGUGAUAAUAUAUCACCAUUCACUAAUGCUACAUCUGUAUGGAUUCGUUUUCAAGAACCAGCAGGAACAGUAAUGGCCAAUUCGCCUGUACCACCAAAUUAUUGUGGUACAGUUGUUACUGGAUGGUAUGCUGGUCAAUAUCCACCAACAGUAUUUACUACAGUCACAAGUAUUGUCUGUUUCUAUUACGGAACAAAUACUUGUUCUUCUUGUACUGUAAUAUCAGUAACGAAUUGUCAAACUUUCAAUGUUUUUCUACUUCCUCAACCACAUUCCUGUAAUUAUCGUUAUUGCACUUUGUGAUUUCAUAAUAAACAGCAUGAUUUAAGUUUCAUUCAAUAUGAAUCAAUAGACAUGUUUUAUUUUUGUCUGAACGAUUUCAAAUGUUAGGAAAUCGGUUUAUUUUUAUACUAUUAUAGGUUAGAUUUAAUCAAUAAUAUGAUUUAGCAAAUGAAAAAAAUUGUCAAUGAUAAAAGUAAACAUUGAAUGAUGUUUUCAAAAUGAAUUUCAAUCAUUUCUGUUUUGUCUAAAGCUGAACUCGGUUUAGAUUUAAUUACAAAAAUAGAAUGACUUUCUACACUAAAAUUAUUCUUCAAAAAUAUUAUUUCAAAACUACAAUCGACAUUCAAUGAUUGAAUGAGAAAAUUAACUACACUCAAGCCUCUAGUAGUGAACACCUCUUUACUGUAGAUAGUGAACCGCUGUACAUGUAAAGUAAAGAAUGAUCUCAUAACACGAGUUUACUUUGCAAAAAAGAGCCUUUAUCUAUGACUAAUAUAGAGAGCACUUUUGAAUAGUCCCGAUGAUAUUCACAAUAGAGGAAUUUUACUGUAUUUAUUUUACAUAGUCAAUCAAAACAGAGAAAUCAUAUAUGAGAACGAAAAAAGAAGAAUUUAUGAUCAUUAUUUUUCUUUGUUGUUGUGUUGAUCAGAUUAAAAAUAAAAUUGAAUAAUUACAUAAAAUGAAGAAUUCAAUACACUUUAUUAUUAGACUGUGGUUAUGGAUAUCAGUGUGGAUGUGGGUAUUCAAUUGUUCAUCUACAUCCCACAUCCCACACCAGCAGGAAUAUAAAGAUAUUUUCUAUAUUACAUUUACUAUUCACAGAUGCAUUUAAUUCUUCAAGUAAAGAAAAUAUUUAAUAUUUUCUCCCAUACCAGAGGGUCAUUCCAUGUUAAACGAUAAUCCUUAUCAGAAUGUUACAUAUUAACCAAUAAAUUUAUCAAACAUCGA